Serendipita indica DSM 11827 is the source of this 594-nucleotide messenger RNA. Lineage: Eukaryota; Fungi; Basidiomycota; Agaricomycetes; Sebacinales; Serendipitaceae. The record is from the annotation of a GenBank genome assembly.
AUGCUCGGAAUAGCGCGGGAAGGUGAGCCAAAUCCAGAGCCGGGACGAGGUAAGCAGCAGCUGCCUCCAGUAUCGGCAAACGAGACUCAGUGUACAUUGCACAUCAUCCUCAAUUGCAACGAGAUAGGAAAAAAGCUCGAGGAGAACGUCUUCGGGGAUCUGGGAGAGCGGCAUGGCCGAGGCCAGGUCCAAGGUGCAGAGUACAACUCGGCUCAGGUUAUCAGAACCGCAUUGAUUCUACAUGGUGCACAAUUUCACUCUACUUACAGAAUGAGCGUACCAAUGCACAAGACAAAUAGCAUGCUCAAGGAAUGGCGAGCUCCAAUUUGCGCACGGAGUGCAGCACUCCUGGAAGAAGAAGUUGUGGCUUGCGCAGAGGUGGUACUACCACCCGUUCCGUUGACUGCACUCGUACCAAUUAUCCCUCGCGAGAGCGAAAGUGGAUUCCCGGUGGUGGUUGGAGAAGCUGCGUCACCAGAAGAAGCUGCAGAAGUUGGCAACGGCGCCGCGUUUACUGGAGCAUCCGUGGAGGCAUUCCCGUUAUCACUCGAGCUCGAAGAACCUGCGCUCGGAGGAGUGAACGGCGCGGUUUGA